Molecule: messenger RNA, 576 nt
Organism: Blepharisma stoltei
Lineage: Eukaryota; Ciliophora; Heterotrichea; Heterotrichida; Blepharismidae
Source: the annotation of a GenBank genome assembly
AUGGAAAACUAUACUCCAAUUGGGCCAUAUAAAUCUGCUUAUUUGAGGAGAAUCGAUUUGAGCUUAAAAGAAAAGCCUACUGAGCACAGCAGACAAGUAUCGUUUUCCAAGAUUUUUAAAGAUUUAUUUGAAGAUCAAGGAAGUUCGAUAAAAAAUCUACAUAAAAAGCCAGAUUUACCUCGGCAUCAAAGUGUCCCAAAAUAUGCAACUGUUAAAGAUCUAUCAUCAUCUUUUCGCAUUCGAGACAGUCCCCGAGAAGGUAAAAAAAAUCCUAAAGCUUUUUCUCCAAGUAAGUUGGAGCUAGAAGCUAAUAAAUCUUUAAUACUUAGUUCGUCUUAUACGAAGGUAAGUUUUGGCAAGAAAACUCCUAUGUUUCCAAAUGAAAGAAAAGAAUCACCGAUAAGUUUGUCAACCAAAAGAAUUAAACUAUUAAAACUUGAGCUUUUUCAGGACUCCAACAAUCAAAAUUCAAAAAGUUUUAUUAAAGAAAGUUACAAUAUGAAUACUCCAAAAUAUCAUAUUAAGCUGCCAAGGCUCAUCGGAAUCUCUCCGCGAUUUAAAUUGAGAAAUUUGUAA